AUGGGGGGCCCGGGAAUGGUAUCGGAGGGGGUGCCGGGGUCAACCCCCCCCCCAAGAACCCCCCUACAGGAACAGGCUUACCAGAACAUGUACCGGAAUCAGCGCACCCAGCUUCCCGGGCAGGCGGUGGGGACACAGCAGCCGUCAUCGACCCUGUUUCGGAGGUCCGGGGCGGGAGGCGUUUUCUUCAUUUUCCUCGUCAUGGUGUGCAGGUCCUUGAACCACUACGAGUAUGCCGAGCAGAUGGCCGGGGCCCUCAGGGCGAUGUCUAUGGUGCCGGCCGUGGGCCUGUUCUUGGGGAACCUGGUGUGCAUGUGCCUCUCGCUGGUGGAGUCGGCCACCAACAAGCAGAAGGCCAGGAUGAAGACGAUGCUCACCGUCGAUGCCGUGUGCGAGGGGUUACUGCUGGUGUACAACAUGCUGCUGCUGCUGGGCGGCGCGUCGGGGCUGGUGCCGAAGGAAGAGUUCGUCGGCCGCAUCCUCACCAACGUCGUGUUCAUGUCCCUCUGUGUCACCUUCGCCAAGGCCCGAUGGGUGGCGGACGGCGCGUUUUGAUUGGCUGAUUGAAGGGGGGGGGGGGCGGGGACGGCCUAUAGGCGGCGGCAAGUGGUGCUGGCCGUUGAUUGGUCAACGUCUUGUCGGGAAAAGGGCGGACGGUGCGUUCGAGAGGGGGCGGCCUGGUCUGGCCGAGGCGGCGGCGGCAGGCAGUGCCGGUCGUUGAUUGUUCAACGCCUUCUGGGGAAAGGGGAAUGAUUAACUGAUUAUUGGCAGG
Molecule: messenger RNA, 772 nt
Organism: Ectocarpus siliculosus
Lineage: Eukaryota; Phaeophyceae; Ectocarpales; Ectocarpaceae
Source: the annotation of a GenBank genome assembly